AUGUUGUGGUUUGGGCACAAUAGUGAUAACUUUACAUAUCCUUUUGUUCUUAAGGCUUGUGGUGAUUUGAUUGAUGUUGAAAUUGGGAGAGGAGUUCGUUUUGAGGUUGUGUGUGGAGAUAUGGUGUUGGCAUGUGCGGUGUUUGAUAGAGUGCCUGUGAGAGAUUUAACUUCUUGGAAUACUGUGAUUUCGGGUUAUGUGAAGAAUGGUGAAGCGGAAGAGGAUUUGAGGGUUUUUUAUAUAAUGAGGGAAGAUGGAGUGUUUCCUGAUGGGAAUACUUUGCUUGGUGUACUUUCAGCUUGUGCUCAGUUAGUGGCAGUGCAGCUAGCGAAAGAAGUUCUUGGUUAUGUUGUUCGAAAAAGCUAUGAACUUUCUAAUGAAUUUUUGAAUAAUUCUCUCAUUGAAAUGUAUUGUAACUGUAAUUCUAUGGACAAUGCUAGAAGGUUGUUUGAGAAAAUGGCAUGGAAGGAUACUGUGUCGUGGAAUUCUAUGUUCGCUGGUUAUGUAGAGAAAGAAGAUGCUUCGGAGAGCUUAACGAUUUUUUGUCACAGCCUUGCGAUUUGGGCCACAAGAGGAGGCAUACGACCUUUUAUCAUGAACACGGAAGUCACUCUCAUCGCUGAUUUAUGGGCUGCACUCCUGAGUGCUUGUCAACUACAUCAGAAUGUACAGCAAGCUGAGAUUUCUGCACAAAAACUUUUUCGUACGAAUUUAAAACAUGUGGUUAGCUACGUUGGCCGAUACACAUGGAUGCUUCUGAGAAAAGAUGAGAUGAUGCAGAAAGGGAUACCUGGAGGCUCCACCGUUUUAGAGACGGAUUUUGUUACUGCAGCAAUUAUUGGUGAGUGA
This is a messenger RNA of Dovyalis caffra, 849 nucleotides long. The record is from the annotation of a GenBank genome assembly. Lineage: Eukaryota; Viridiplantae; Streptophyta; Magnoliopsida; Malpighiales; Salicaceae.